AAACUCGAGUGUUGCCUUUUCCACACUUUUUCUCCUUGCCGCGAACGCCGCUCGAAGCAUUGAUUGACAGGCGCAGGUGUCGGAUUGCCCGUUGUGGGCGGGACAUUAGAUGCUCAACAUGGUGGCGUCCUGCUCUGCUCAACGUGUCUGAAGGAUGUCCAAGGAGCAGGUGAGCAUUGGUGAGCUCCUGCUCUCAUUGGACAGUUCAGACCUACAGGAGGCGGAGCAAGGCCGAGCGGCAAUUAGCCACCAGCUGAGUUCAGAAAAAGGAGGCGCUGUGCUCAGCAGUCUGGUGGAUUUCUACUUGAACUCUUCUUCGUGUGCCUCGGCUUUGACGCUGCUCUCCUCCAUCCGAGAACCUCUGCACAAGGCCCUGCUGGACAAACUGAAUGAGGCGGUGUCCAGGCCGGCGAGCCGGUUGGCCGCCGUCACUCUGCUCGGUCACGUGAUCAGCGGGCAGCCGCCAUGGAUUCAUCACGUCAGCCGAUCCCCUCUGCUCACCUCGCUGCUGCGCUGCCUCAAGAGCGACGGCGACGUGAUGAUGCUGGUCCCUGGAGUGCUGGUGAUCGUGACGCUCUUACCCAUGAUCCCUCAGGCCGCCAAGCAACACAUCUAUGACUUCUUUGACGUCUUUGGACGCCUGGCAUCAUGGAGCCUCAAAAACCCCGGCCGCGCCCCCGCGUCCCACCUGGUCCACCUUCACGCCGGAGCGUACGCCUUAUUCCACCGCUUGUACGGAAUGUUCCCGUGUAACUUCCUGUCGUACUUGCGCCUGCACUACAGCAUGAAGGAAAACCUGGACACCUUCCACCGUGUGGUCAAGCCAAUGUUGGAGCACGUGCGUGUUCAUCCUGAGCUGGUGAGUGGGACUCAGGACUCGGAAGUGGAUCCUUCCAGGUGGCGUGGCUACGAGGUUCACGACAUCAUUGUGGAGUGCUCCCGAGUCUCCCUGGACCCUCUGGAGUCCUCCUGUGAUGAGCGCACGCUAGCCCCGCCCCUACCCACUCACCUUGACCAAACCUGCCUCGUCGGCGCGUGCGGCAGCGAGGACGCCGCCCGGACGCACACUUGGUCCCUCUCGGAAAGUGUGCUCCACGUGGACCGCCCGGACGUGCGUCUCGACGUCACAUGGAGCCCCUCCUCUCAAUGUGGUUUGUCGACCCCGCCUCCGGAAAAGGUGGCCGUAAGCCCCGACCACCCCCUGAAUAGAAACAACACUCUUUCAGGUGCAAAAUGUGCAUCGCCGUGCACGGGCCCAGCCACAGGCGACGACGGUUCAGACAGCGCCCGGCGUGCAGACGUUUCCCAGGGCCGAGAGCAGCCCAUCAGGAUGGAGGACGUGGGGCCAGCGCUUGACCAUGCCGUUGAAGCAGGCCCGGCCUGCCCAGCGCAGCCCCGCCCUUCUUCCUCCCUGCCUUCCCUCCCCCUCACCUCCACGCCCACCCGCCGCCAAAUCCCCCCCGUGUCCGACUUAGCCCCUCCUCCUGCCUGCCCCGAUUCGCCGGGCUCCGCCCCCUCUUACGACUUCCUGUUUGAGUUGGCGCUUCCCCGCGCUGCCCUUUUGUUUGUGAAGAACAAGGCGCAGGAGGCGCAGCGUAAGAUGGCGACCCAGCACCGUGAGAAGCGCGACAAUGACGAGGAGGAGGAUCUGACCGCUGCGUCUCCUCUGGACUUGUUGGACUGCCUCAUUGCCCACGGACACGACACGCACGCUGCUAGCGUUAGCCUUAGCCGGAGGUCUUCGGGGUCGGGGAAGCUGUUGGAUUGCAACCCUUGUGCAGGAGGCUGCGCGGAGGACGCGGAGGUGCUGCGGCGAGGCCUGCAGCUGGCGCAGGCUCAGCUGCAGUACGAGCGCUUCAAACGUCAGCAGCACGCCAUCAGGAACCGACGCCUCCUACGGCGGGUGGUCAGCGCCGCCGCACUGGAAGAGCGGACCGUCGCCACGUGCGCUCAGCUGGCGCUGCAGGACGAGGAGACGAGGGCGCUGACGAGCAGCCUGGAGGCCGAGCAGCGGCGCUGCGCGCGACUGCGGCUGGACGCCGGCAAGCACGGGCAACAGCUGGAGGCGCACGUGCAACACUUGCUCCGGCAGGAGCAGGAGCACCGCGCGCAAUGUCUGGCGCUGCAGAGCGAGCUUCAGGAGUGUCAGGUGAAGAUGAGGGAUUUGGAGACGCAGCUUCAGAAGGCCAGGCACAGGGCUUCCGAGGCCGAGCGCCACUUGAGCCGGCUGUCGCUCAAGUUGAGGAGCAGCGACGAGUUGCGCCGGCAGAGCUUCCUGCUCAACCGACAACUGAUUGUGCUCACAGAAACCAACAAAGCUCUCACGCGCCGACUGGACGCGCUGCAGCCGCCGCCACGCCACCGCCGCACUGAGGCGAGCGAGCCGGGCGGCGGAGCCCGCCGAGAGUUCGGUCGUGCCAAGGAGGCGGAGCAGGAGCACAGGCAGAAGCUGGAAGCGGCCAAUCACAGAGCGGCCGAGCUGGACAAGCAACUGGCCCACAAGGAGACGCUCGUAGAACUUCACAAGGAGCUGUUGGACGACCACAAGAGGCGCAGCAGGGGGGAGCUGUCAGCAUGCGAGGCCCAAUGCGCAACGCUACGGAAGACGGUGCAGAGUCUGCAGAGCGAGAUGCUUCACCUCUACAGCGUCGUGGAUGCUCUCAGCAGGCCCACCCUGGAAGAGCCCGAUCUCCGGACGUCCUCUUCCUCGGUCGUGAGCGGCGCGUGCCGCCUGUCCACUUCGCCCCUCCUCUUCCCCGCCGGUGCUUCAUCGCCGUCGCCCCUCUCGCCAUCCCCCAACGAGUCACCGUUGGCGAUUGGCUCCUUCCUGGAGCAGAGGGCGUGGCAGCUCUUCAGACCGGCCAAUCACAGUCCGGAGGAGGAGGCGGCGGCGCAGCCAGAGAACAAGGAUGAUGAGGAUGACCGAGACGACGGUGAAGAUGAAAAACUGAAGGAAGAUGAGGAGGUCCGGACAGGAAGUCCGGGCCGGGACGCCGACCUCCUGGCAGAAAGUCCUCCAGUGCGGGCCCGCUUGUCGGCACCGCCCUCCGGCCCAUCACCGGCCAUCGUGCCAAGACGGCGCGAGCUGAGCAUCAUGGACUACGACCACGUGACGGCACACAUGUGACGACGGCCGUUUUGAUUCUUGUCAAUGAGAAGACGAGAAAAUAAAGAGAUUAAACCUCA
This is a messenger RNA of Syngnathus typhle (broad-nosed pipefish), 3186 nucleotides long. Its product is annotated as hamartin-like. Gene Ontology annotation, biological process: negative regulation of TOR signaling; regulation of cell cycle; negative regulation of cell population proliferation. Gene Ontology annotation, cellular component: TSC1-TSC2 complex. The transcript has 22 exons. The coding region runs from base 155 to 3127 and encodes 990 amino acids. The record is from RefSeq and is a predicted model, not a curated record. NCBI's taxonomy places the organism in Eukaryota, Metazoa, Chordata, Actinopteri, Syngnathiformes, Syngnathidae.